Wyeomyia smithii (pitcher-plant mosquito) is the source of this 6512-nucleotide messenger RNA. It is a transcript of the gene Trim9, whose product is annotated as E3 ubiquitin-protein ligase TRIM9. Gene Ontology annotation, molecular function: protein binding; zinc ion binding. NCBI's taxonomy places the organism in Eukaryota, Metazoa, Arthropoda, Insecta, Diptera, Culicidae. The record is from RefSeq and is a predicted model, not a curated record. The coding region runs from base 913 to 3033 and encodes 706 amino acids. The transcript has 10 exons.
CGAAACGCUGCAGUUCAGUUUCGUGAGAGGAUUAGUCGCGAGUGGUCGUUUUAAUCUUUCUGUCGAUGAACGUUUUUCGAUCUGUUAGUCUGAAACAGAUUGAUGUUGAAAGGUUUCAGGGGGUGGCGCUAGGAGAAUAUUCGUGGGUUGGGUGAUAACUAGAAAGCAUACUAUCGUAGCAGUGGAAGAGGUAAACGGAUGAAUGCACACAUCAGAAUUAUCACUGUGGGAUGCAAGAAAGGCGCCGAGAAAUCAUCGACAGAAAGGAAUUGAGCUUGCAGCGCCUGUAUAAUCGGUGAAGUUAUGAAUAAAUAAAUAAUGGAUUAAUUGGAUGCAUUGCGGAUAGAUAAUAAUAAUUGAUGAGUGUGUUUGGUGGAAGAGGCCUUGAUAAUAAACUGUUUGAACAACAGCAAAAAAGGCGUCGCACUGAUUUAUGAUUUUGGCAUAGUGAGAAACCAAUGCUGAAAAGGCUCUCUGGUGAUAUUUAUAAUAAAUUGAGUGAAGCGCAUCUGUUGAGUUCAAAUGAAACGAGCAGCUGCGUAAGGGUGUGAAAAAGGAGCAAAAUUCUUCACGGGAGAUUUUGUGAAAAGUGAAAAGUUACGUGAAGAGGAAAUCGAUAAAGUUUUCAAUAUAGAAUUAAAACGAAUGAUAGAAACUCUUCAUGAGUUGCAGUAUUGAUGAUAGUGUUUUCUCGAGUGAUGCUGAGAUUAUUUUUUGGUCUGCAAAAAAGUAAAGCACAGAAGCGCACAAAAAGCCAAACCGGUAAAAGUGUUAAAUAAUUUGCAUAUAAAUUGGAUCUGAGGGUAGAGUGAAACAGGAAAAGUUGUUAAAUGGUUUAGUUACCAGGAAAAAAAAGUUGAAUGUGUGAAUUGAUUAGAAUUUGUGUGAGAGCUCCUACAAAAAGAUUUUAGCAUGGAGGAAGAACUACGCUGUCCUGUCUGCAAGCAACUGUUCUCGAGCCCGGUGUUGCUACCGUGCUACCAUGCACUCUGCCUAGCGUGUGCAGUGGACAUUCAGACAAGUGCCAACCAGGUCCAUGCUCACGCUCCAGCAAUUCAUUUGCAUCAACAACAUUCGCAAUCAUCGGCAUCCUCCGUCAGUACAGGCAGCUCUAGUACCACUGAAAGCGUAUCCUCCGAUCAAGACCAGGCUGAUAAAGUUAGCAUUCUCAGUGAGGCCGACUCUGGCGUUAUCUGCUGCACAUCCCGUCCAGGCUCAUACGCAGGUACUCCGAAUCUUCAAGGUCUUCUCUUCCCACCGUCCGGCACUGGUUCAGUUUUUUCCCUUGCUUGUCCCGUUUGUCGUAAAAUCGUAUUUUUCGACGAACUUGGCGCCAGAAACUUACCGCUGUAUCGUGCCAUGGAAUCCAUUGUCGAUCGGUUCUGUGAACGUGAAGCCCUGCGUUGUCAGAUGUGUGAAACGGAACCACCGAAGGUGGCCUCAGUUGUUUGCGAACAGUGUGAAAUACGUUAUUGCGAUGGAUGUCGCGAACUGUGUCAUCCGGCGCGUGGUCCAUUGGCUAAGCACACACUUACGAAGCCACGUGGCGCUUCUCAGCUUCGAGAGUCCAUCUGUGGCGAGCAUAACGAACCGCUAACGAUGUACUGUAUGGGAUGCAAGCUGCCAAUCUGCAACCAGUGCAUGGGCGACAACCGUCAUCAGUCACACGACCUGCAGUCGAUCAUGGCGAUGUGUAAAGCUCAAAAGACUGAACUAUCACACAACCUUCAGCAGCUCUCGGAAAAAGCUCGAUCAACGACAGAAUUCAUCCAAAGACUGAAAGGAAUGAGCGACAAGGUUACGGAAUCCUGCAUAGAGUUCGAACGACUGGUGACGUCACAGUGUGAAGCGCUGAUAGAAGCAAUUCACAGGCGGAGGGAAGUCCUGUUGGAGGCAAUUCGGCAGGAUAAAGACACCAAAAUUCGAACACUAAAGGAUCAACAAGCGAGCUGUACGGGCAAGCUGCAACAAACCACCGGACUAAUACAGUUCUGCAUCGAAGCGUUGAAAGAGACUGAUAGUGCGGCAUUUUUGCAGGUUGGCUCUAUGCUGAUCAACCGGGUUGCAAACACCGACAUGACGUGGCAUCAGGAGGUGACGAAUGCCGCACCCCGCGUUUCUCCUAUCGUCGAUCUCACCCUGGACGACAGCUCAGUCAUUCGGGCAAUUGACAAUCUCAACUUUAUUCAAAUGAAGCCUGCUAAGGAAGGAGAAGAACGACAGCCAGCAGUCCCCCUGGCACCGAUUAUCAUCCCCGAAGAUUGCUCCGCGGAAAACAACUCUGUAACUGUUGCAUGGCAGCCACCGAACCACUCGUUUGUACAGGGCUACGUACUGGAGCUGGACGACGGAAGUGGCGGAGAGUUUAGGGAAGUGUACUGCGGAAAAGAGACAAUCUGCACCGUCGAUGGGCUACACUUCAACUCGAUGUACAACGCACGGGUAAAAGCGUUCAACAGCACAGGCGAAGGCGAAUACUCUGAACUUAUUGGCUUGCAAACGGCGGAAGUGGCCUGGUUCACCUUUGACAUGGUACUCAGCGGCGGACCGUGUUCGGGGCUUAAUUUUUCCAACGACAAUCGGACAGUAUCGGUCGACGGUUGGGAGCAUCGGGUGGCUCUCGGGUCGGUUGGGUUUUCUCGCGGCGUUCACUACUGGGAGUUUACCAUCGACAAAUACACGGCCGACACCGAUCCCGCCUUCGGAAUUGCCCGGAUUGAUGUGGCCCGCGAUAAGAUGCUUGGAAAGGACGACAAAGGUUUUGCAAUGUACAUUGAUCGGCAGCGGUCAUGGUUCCAGCAUAACUCCGUGCACGAACGACGUGUGGAGGGCGGUAUCUCCACCGGCAGUACCAUCGGAGUCCUACUGGACCUCGAGCGCCAUACACUGCAUUUUAUCGUCAACGAAAUGCCGCAAGGUUCGGUUGCGUUCCGUGAUCUCUAUGGCGUCUUCUAUCCGGCUGUCAGUGUGAACCGUGGCGUCACAUUGACACUUCACACCGGCCUCGAUGCACCGCAUAUGGACUAUCACUGAAACGAACUGAAGGGUGACGACUAGCAGAGAGGACAGUUGCAAGCAAAUAUCGCAGAAAGCACUGCAGCAUGAGAAGGCGUGCUGGGCAUGCGAAUCAUCUGAGAUUUCUUUAAUUCAAAUUUUAUUUAAAUUAUUUUGCAACUCCUCACUCGGUACGUCACAACAAAAGACUUUCAGGGGUCGCGUAGUGGCGGUUCCACCUUCUCCAUUCCCGAGAUUCAUUUCUGUGAUGAUGCACAGCAAAGAUUACUCAUCGUCCGGCAGUCAUCCACAGAGAACCAAGGAAUGAAACUUCAUAUAGCACUCGAAGUGGCAGAGUGGGCAGAAAGAAAAGAAAAACAUAAUCAUGCUUUUGCAAUUUAUAAUGUACAAACAAGGUUUAAAGUUGUACCGUAAAAAUAAGAUGAAAUCCCGUUCCUUUAACCGUACUUUUGUAUAGUAGUAUGAAACGGUCAAGACGUCAAUAGAACUAGAAACAGAUAUGACAUGGCAGCAGCUUCGGUAGCAGUGAAGGGCGGUUAAGAAACGAGUAAAGUCGAAUUAAAUUGUUCUUGGUAUAUCCAAAGCAAGAAUCUGCUCGGGGAAAAAAAUAUAAAUAGAGUGGGCAACUACCGUCCCGAUAUCAUCGAUGCAUCUCAGCACUGUGAGUAAAACUAUACGAAAUUCACUCGCCCAAUUCCGAGUACAUAACCAGGGAACGGUAUCUAUAAUUUUUAAGACGAAUACACAGUGUGCAUGAUUCGAUAAAAAACAACGGAUCUCAGCAUACAGUGUUCUAUCGACUAUAGUUCCUAAGUAGUUUUUACUAUUAGCUCAGGCUCCGGUGUCGAUGAGAAUAACCGAGUUGUCGUCUCGGAAAAGUUCAUUUAUCGUUUACGUCAGGCCAGCAAUGUAGAGGACGGCAAAAGAAAAUCUGAUUGCUGAUACCAGAAGCACUAAUAGACAUGUUUUCUGAUUGCAAUCAUCGGUGCUUGAUUAGGCUACACAGCAUUGAAGUUUGACCAACGAUUCGUCCCAGUCCGGCUGUAGAUUGUGUACUUUUCGUCUUUAUUACGCUUAACAAAACAAAGAAUCGUAUUAUUUGCGAGGUAGUUCGUUGCUAGUUGUCACCGUGACAAUGUGUCCAUUACCUCUGUUUUGCUUCUUUGGUUUGCAAAUUGCAUCUCCCCGCAUUCACGGUCACUCGUUUGCAUUUGAUAAAUGGGGCCCCAUUAUACUUAAUUACCAACCCUGAGUGUUGCUACCCGCUGCCAUUUCGGAUGUGUGUCCAGAUUUCCUCGGUAUUAUGCGGGGAUAGCAAACCGUAAACGAAAGUAGAAUUUAUUAUUCAAUGGAGGGAAUUUAAAUUCAUUCACCAACUCAAGCGCAGUAAAUAAAUUAUGAAAACAAAUCGGCUGUAAAUAUUGUAUCAUAAAUUAACGAUUGCCGUUGAUGGCGAACGGCGCGCGUUGAAUAGUCCAAAGCCCCAAUGCAUCAAUCAAAAUCCCAUUAAUCAACAUUCGUUCAAUUAUGUGGAUCAGUGGAUUCGACCGUUACAGCCAAAUUCACUGGUGCUAGACUCGAUUCUUCCAGUUGAAAGAUCAGCUACGGUUGUUUUAUACUUCUGUAAACCAGCAAUAACAAUAGUAGCCAGCAAACUGCAUUCGGAAUGAACUUCUGAAUCCGUCAGUCCGAAUAGGCAUGUUGGAAAAAACUGAAAAUCAAUUCAUCUUUUAACACCAGUAGUGGCAGCUUUCUAAGCUAAUACAUAUUAUAUUAAUGCACAUCACACUAGAACAAGACUAGAAAAUUGGAUUGAAUUUCGCGUACCCACACAGUAUUACUUUGAUACUUCACGGAACCCGCAAUGUUGUUCAUAUUACUUAUUACCUUAAAAAUACUCGUUUGCACUGAACCCCAAAGUUAGUUUGAUGCUCUUUGAUAUAUUCUGAUGUAUUGAUGAACAAGGAGAUAUAUUUUUUUUUUCAAACAUUUCAGUAUUGUUUACAAUGGAGCAUUUCACCACCAAAUACAUUUGACGAUGUUUCAGUCAAGUCUGCGUUCUUGCACUCAGGCAUGAAUUCCGUAACAUAUUCACUACUUCCAACCGCUCUAGGAUGCGUAAUGCUGAUAUAGAUUAGUAUUAUUACAGGCGUAAUGUUCGAUUCCAAGUCGGCAAAGAUUAUUGAAGUUGAUGGAACCAAAACGAAAAACCGGUUGAAAAUUUUCUAAAGCAAAAUAGGUUCUAAUUGCGCCUAGUGUAAUUCGGUUUGAGUCAUUAGAUAAGCUCAGUGAUUUUACUCUUAAAAACAACAACGAUCAAACAAAAAAACCCAUGAUUAUAAAAUGUAUCAACACUAGCGGUUUUUGUCGAUAAUUUUUCAAUUACUACUGCUUAAAAAACUGAAUUCAUUUCAUUGUAUCGAUGUGAUUUUCUACACGAUUAAAGAACAAUAUUAUUACCGCUUGCGGCAACAACCAAUUAAAUCCUCGGUUGAUGCAAACACACCACCAGGAAUGCCAGCAAACAAAAUCGCCUGUCUUUAACCGCAUAACGAGCAAUCAAUUAUUCAUACGGCGAUGGCUCUAUUGCUGUGCCUCGUGACUUCAUGGAUCACUUGUAUGUUUUGUGUCGUUGUACAAUCAAACUAACAACGGGGGUCAUGCAAACGGAUGCCAAGACAAAUAAUAAAUUCCACUGACCUCUCUUAGUCCAAAGGGAAUUGCGUACAUACAUACCAAAAAGCAAACAAUCACACAGAAACACAAAAACGCAGCGAUAAGCGAUCAAUUUUAUCACCAUCGUCAUCAUCAUUAUCUUAAUUCAGAUUCGAUUUGAGAACUAAAAAUAUCAUCAUUUUUGUUUUUGUACAUUUGUAAAUGACUAUUAAAUUAUUGCCUCACUUGACUUAGUACGCAAAGCUAUUUGAACACAUCAGAAAAAAUGCAAACAGUAUUUGAUAGCAUAGAAAAAGUAAGUCAUCGCACGUAGGAGUAGUAAAUUGAAAUGAAAUCAUUGCAUUCACUGAUGUUUGUAUAACAAGUAAACGAUCUAAAAGACAUACGCAAACACCUAGAGCAAAUUAAUCGUCAGUAAGUGUAGGGUAAAACAGACCAGCAUCACAAAACUAUAUGCAGAUCGAAAGUACAGGUCAAUGGAAAUAGUUGAGCUUCUCGUCUCGUCAAAUGUGACGACAUUUUUUUUUUCGAUAAACAAUUGAACAUUGAAGCAAAUAUAACCCAUGCAGAGAGGUGUGAUGGUGCCCAAAAGUAUUAGCUGCCAGACAAUUUUAAUCCGUGUGGUGAAAAUUUUACAUUAAACAACUGAAUAUAACACUAUGUAAUUAUAAUACGAUAACUAAUUUAUUGAUACAUAAAUCUAUUAUACGGUACCGAAUGAAAAAAAAAAAAAACAAAAACAACACAAAAAUACUACAAGCACUAACGAAAUACGGUCAUAUUCCGUAGUUCUAUCGAAUUAUAAUGAAAAUAGUUUAAAA